AUGCAACCAUUGGCACCGCGGCCAAAAGUGUAUCAAUUACCAUCACCUCACCAGGACCUACAUACAACACCAGUUCCUCAUCCAGCGGCGCCUCCACUAUACUACUGCACCGGCUCCAAAUUCUGUGUUCGGGGUAAAAGGAAGGCAGUGCUGAUUGGCAUCAACUAUUUCAACAAGCGUGGACAACUGCGCGGCUGUGUUGACGACGUCAAGAACAUGGCCGCAUAUCUCAACCUUUGUUUCGGAUACGACAAAAAUGACAUGGUCAUAUUGACUGACGACCAGCGACGUCUGAUUUCUCAACCGACAAAGAUCAAUAUACUUACGGCGAUAACCUGGUUGGUCAAGGAUGCUCGACCUGGAGAUUCUUUGAUCCUUUAUUACAGCGGUCACGGUCGGUGUCCGGCACUCGAUGAAAAUGAUGACAUCUGUCCCCUGGAUUUCAAUACUGCUGGUUUUAUUACCAGUGAUGAACGCCAGCAAAUAAUGACGAGGUCGCUACUCCCGGGAGUCAGUCUCUCGAUCAUUCUUGACACGUACCAUCCGGAAAAUUACUUCGCGUCCGGAUGA
Cladophialophora psammophila CBS 110553 is the source of this 570-nucleotide messenger RNA. RefSeq lists its product as uncharacterized. NCBI's taxonomy places the organism in Eukaryota, Fungi, Ascomycota, Eurotiomycetes, Chaetothyriales, Herpotrichiellaceae. Gene Ontology annotation, molecular function: cysteine-type endopeptidase activity. Gene Ontology annotation, biological process: proteolysis. The transcript has a single exon. Bases 1 to 570 code for a protein of 189 amino acids. The record is from RefSeq and is a predicted model, not a curated record.